Messenger RNA from Carica papaya (papaya), 2246 nucleotides. RefSeq names its product P-loop containing nucleoside triphosphate hydrolases superfamily protein. Gene Ontology annotation, molecular function: ATP binding; RNA helicase activity; nucleic acid binding. NCBI's taxonomy places the organism in Eukaryota, Viridiplantae, Streptophyta, Magnoliopsida, Brassicales, Caricaceae. The record is from RefSeq and is a predicted model, not a curated record.
UCGCGUUUUCUUCUUCACAAAAAAACCAGAUUCGCGUUUUCUUCCUCUGCCGCUCUCUUCUUCUCCCGCCGACACCAGGAACCCUAGGGUUUCUGCAUGUUCUUUGUUUUACAGGUUUUCGGGUUCGAUUUCACGUGAAGGCGUAGCAGCGAGUCAUCUCUUCAACGGAGUAAAGCAGGUAUAGCAAAGUAACUAAUCAAACAUGGAGCAAGUAGUCAACAGCCUGGAGGAGGAGAAGAAGAGGAACCGGAAACGAAACAGGGCAAAGAAAUUGGACCAGGAAAAUUCUAACGGCAAUGUUGAGAAAGAUGAAGUGGAAGAAAAUAAGAUCUGUGACAAGGAGGAUAAGAAGAUGAAGAAAAAGAAGCAGAAUAAGAAAGUGAAGAGGGAGGAGAGAGUGGAUGGUGAGGCAGAGGAAGAGAGGCAAAAGGAAGAGAAGGAAGAGGAAGCUGUAGGGGAAGAGAAGGAUGAACAAGAAACUAAAGCUAUGCAGAGAGGGAGUGGGAUAAUGAGUACUGAGUCAUUUGAGUCACUGGGAUUAUCUGAGCAUACUUUUAGGUCCAUCAAAGAGAUCGGUUUUUUGCAUAUGACUCAGAUCCAAGCCAGAGCAAUCCCACCACUUAUGAUUGGCAAAGAUGUCCUUGGAGCUGCAAGAACAGGAUCUGGGAAAACACUUGCUUUUCUAAUACCAGCUAUUGAGUUAUUAUAUAAUGUUCAUUUCACUCCUCGCAAUGGUACAGGUGUUAUUGUCAUUUGCCCUACAAGAGAACUUGCUAUUCAGACUCAUGCUGUCGCAAAGGACCUUCUCAAGUACCACUCGCAGACUCUUGGCUUGGUCAUUGGUGGUUCAGCGAGAAGAGGAGAAGCAGAACGUAUUGUGAAAGGAGUAAAUUUAUUAGUGGCAACUCCUGGUCGACUUCUUGAUCAUCUUCAAAAUACUAAGGGAUUUAUAUAUAAAAACCUGAAGUGCCUUAUGAUUGAUGAAGCAGAUAGAAUAUUGGAAGCAAACUUUGAAGAAGAAAUGAAACAAAUUAUCAAGCUUCUUCCUAAGAAUAGGCAAACUGCUUUGUUUUCAGCUACUCAGACAAAGAAGGUUGAGGAUCUUGCACGCUUGUCAUUCCAGACAACCCCUAUUUAUAUUGAUGUGGAUGAUGGAAGACGCAAGGUGACCAAUGAAGGACUGCAACAAGGCUACUGUGUUGUGCCCAGUAGCAAGAGAUUUAUUCUUCUAUAUUCCUUCUUAAGGAGGAAUCAGUCAAAGAAAGUGAUGGUAUUCUUCUCUUCAUGUAACUCAGUCAAGUUCCACGCCGAACUCCUUAGAUACAUUAAGGUGGAUUGCUUUGAUAUUCAUGGAAAGCAAAAGCAGCAGAAACGUACCACAACGUUCUUUGACUUCUGCAAAGCAGAAAAAGGAAUUUUGUUAUGUACUGAUGUUGCUGCUCGAGGACUUGAUAUUCCUGCUGUGGACUGGAUUGUUCAAUAUGAUCCUCCUGAUGAACCCAAGGAAUAUAUUCAUAGGGUUGGUCGGACAGCCCGUGGAGAAGGAGCAAGAGGAAAUGCCCUACUCUUCCUGAUUCCAGAAGAGUUGCAAUUCCUUCGUUACCUGAAGGCAGCAAAAGUUCCUGUUAAAGAGUAUGAAUUUGAUGACAAAAAAUUGGCAAAUGUUCAGUCUCAUUUGGAGAAGUUGGUAGCCAACAACUAUUAUUUGAAUAAAUCAGCUAAAGAUGCAUAUAGAUCCUACAUAUUGGCAUAUAACUCGCACUCUAUGAAGGACAUUUUUAAUGUUCACCGCCUAGAUCUUCAGGCUGUUGCUGCUUCAUUUUGCUUUUCUUGCCCUCCGAAAGUGAACCUGACCAUUGACAGUAGUGCUUCCAAAUUUAGAAAGAAAAUCCGGAAGACAGAAGGAAGUCGAAAUGGAUUCAGCGAAAGCAAUCCUUAUGGAAGACAGAAGGUCGAGGAUGAUACUCGACAAUUUGUUAGGUUUUAGAAGAAGAAUCCGUGCCAGCAGAUCGCACACCGAGUCACAUGGAUCUGCAGUAAUUUUGUCCGCCUUGUUUAUCUUUGUUUGUGCCUUCCGUGGCAGUCUAGACAUUGCUUCAAAUGUGAAUGUUGCACAAAUUGAAACAGAUUCAGUAGAGCUGCCAAAAGCUGUAUAAUUCAAUCAGUUGGUCUUGAGAACAAUGAUAAUCCCUCUAUUACGUUUUGUAUCUUUAUUUGCAAUUUAAAUUGUCUUCCUUUUUAUAGUA